Molecule: messenger RNA, 2372 nt
Organism: Dromaius novaehollandiae (emu)
Lineage: Eukaryota; Metazoa; Chordata; Aves; Casuariiformes; Dromaiidae
Gene: TSSC4
Product: tumor suppressing subtransferable candidate 4
Exons: 3
Coding region: 343-1365 (340 amino acids)
Source: RefSeq, a predicted model, not a curated record
CCGGGGGGGGGCUGCCGCACGGCGCGGGGCGAUGGCGCCUGUGUCCUCCCGCGGCUGCAGGGCACCGGCCUGCGUGACGGGGAGCGGCAUGGAGGAGCGUGAGGCGGCCCUUCCCGCCCGGGGAGCUGCCGGGCCGGGCCGGGCCGGGCCCGCGCCGCCCUGCGAGGCUGAACCGGAAGGGCGGUGGAAGUGCUUGUAUCUUUGGUGGCUUGAACUGACCCUCAGGAGGGGAAGCUGACUCAGUCUCAAGAGAAAGCAUUAAACUCGUUGGGUAUUUGGAGAACCAUAUUUGCUGCUGUUCCUGGACCGACAUAAAGACAUCAGUGGAGCGAUAGCCUAAAGAUGGGAGAUCAAGAUGCAGGUGAACCCUUUCUGGGUAUAGUGGCUGGUGACUGCGAAGGAGUUCUGCCCUCUGACACAGUGUCACUCAGCGAUUCUGAUUCCGAUGACUUUGGGUUAGCAGAAGAAGCUGAAGUUGAUACAAUAUCUCCAGAAGAGCUGUCUGUAGAUGAUGGGGGUUACAGAUCAGGGGAGACCUCUGACUCUUCCAACAGCAGUCAUAAAUCUCCCAUCCAGCCAUUCCACUUGAGAGGCAUGAGUUCUACGUUCUCUCUCCGUAGCCAGAGCAUUUUUGAUUGCCUGGAAGAGGCAGUCAAACUCUCUGUGCCCUCAAUGCCUGAAGAUAAUGUUGUUGAUGGCAGGUUUAAACGUCCUUUGCCUCCAACUACUGUUUCCAGUAACAUGGUUCCAGAAAGCCCUGGAAAGCAAACCAAACCAGUGCAGGCUCCCAAAAUUUCUGCUGCAGUCCCUGACUAUGUGGCACACCCAGAGCGCUGGACCAAGUAUAGCCUAGACGGUGUUUCAGACUCUAGUGACAAGACUAACAGGGCAGUGGCCAUGGAAUUUUUAGAGGGUUUGAAGAAAAGAGAGGAACAAAACUCAGCUGGCCAAGAUAGCUACACCCCAUACUUCAACCAGGACCCCUCCAGCUGUGGUGCUGGAAGGAUUGUCUUCACCAAACCAACUAAAAGGGGUGUUGAUGGACUGGAAAAGAAAAUGUCAGCAGGAGAGGAUGAUAAGAAACACACAAAAACAUAUCUGAGAGAAAAAUCUCCUAAGAAGACUGAUGACUUGAGGGAGGAGGAUAAGGUAGAGUUGGAGCAUUUAGAUGGUGGAAGUGGGAAGGCAACAGAAGAGGAGGGGUGCCUGAUGAUGGGGGACCUAAAUAGAGACAGUAAACUCAGUGCAAGGUUUAGUGAUGCAGAUGAAGAGCCAUUGGUGGAAACGGUUGGAUUCCAUUGCAGUAAGAAGAGGAACAGGAAAAAUUUCCGACCUAAAGUAGACCACGAAGAGGAAGAGUCCUGAAUGGUGGAGCAAACCUGGAGACAUCCAAGGACUUGCAUUGUUCUGGGAGAUCACCUUUGGAUAUGCUUGCUUUUUUUUAGCCCUUUUUUUUGUCAGGAAACCAGGUGAUAAUUUUUUAUCUAACAGUUUGCAUCAUAGCCUCCAAGUCCACUUUAUACUGUUACAAAUUAAGCUACCCAAAGUCCAUUCCAGACUUUUUGUUCUUGACUGCGGGCACAGGAUAACUGCACCUUAGCAGGAGAGAAAGUAGUGUGCUUUGUUUACUUGAACAGCUCUCUGGGGCUUGCUCUGGAGCUGUGGAAGUCCUGGGCACCAAAGAAAAAAUGUUAGCUUAAAGGCUGCAAGGAGGAUAACGAAGUAAGUCAUCCUACUCGGCUACAAAUUUUAACUGUCCCCUAGUGCUGUAGACUCCUGGAACAAAUGUGAUGAGCUCAUUAUGUAGAGAUUAAAAAAAAAAAACAAACUAGUCUUCCACUGGAUUUGAUUUCUCCUGGCCCUGUCCCAGGAAGGAAAACCCUCUUUUUUUUUAAAAAAAAACAUCCUUCCCCGUUGCCAUUGAGAGUGAAAGCACAGUGGUGCCCAGUCAUGAUUUUCCAGGGUACAGGUGGGAAUUGGCAGACUGAAUUUUUUUAAGGUGGUCUUACUAUUUAACUUAUUUAGUAGUGUUAUAUGAUAAAGAUAUAAAGAAACGCAGUGCCUCCUGGGGACAGGAACAACUUUGGAACCAUCCUGGUGAAGACAGACUCAGGACAGCUUUGGCCAAGUCUCACCAUGUUGAGUAGGUUAGAAUUUGCAACAACUUUGGGAUCAGUUGGGCAACAGUUUUUUCCUCUCAGUGGUAUGGUGUGAUGUAAUGAUUUUUGGCCUGCAUAUUUGUAUAUGUGUUCCAGGCGCCACUGCUUACAUAUUAAUUCCUUGUGUGGAUUUGAAUGGAAUGAGGUACUUGUACCAGAACUGGAUACUACUUCUGUUCUCUGGGUAUCAAUAAACUUUCAGUUGUAGCUGGA